Parastagonospora nodorum SN15 is the source of this 486-nucleotide messenger RNA. RefSeq lists its product as hypothetical. Lineage: Eukaryota; Fungi; Ascomycota; Dothideomycetes; Pleosporales; Phaeosphaeriaceae. Gene Ontology annotation, biological process: protein ubiquitination. Bases 1 to 486 code for a protein of 161 amino acids. Gene Ontology annotation, cellular component: cytoplasm. Gene Ontology annotation, molecular function: zinc ion binding; ubiquitin protein ligase activity. The transcript has a single exon. The record is from RefSeq and is a predicted model, not a curated record.
AUGUGCUCCGAAAUCCCAGACCCGCAAGCAAGCCAAAAGGCCUUCUUGCGCAGCGGCCUGAUGUCCACAUGCCCAACCACCAUCACAUCCAAUGACUCCUGCAGCAUCUGCCUCGAGUCCUGCACCACCCACUUCCCCAGCGACUGCCCGACCAAAGAAGGAGGCAUGCCAGCAACGAUCACCAUCCGCGAAUGUGGGCACAUUUUCCAUCCAGACUGCCUCUUCAAUUGGCUGGCAGACCAUUCAACAUGCCCCAUGUGCAGACGCAAGUUGUACAAGCGCAUGGUGUGGGUUUGGAGACUGAUGGUGUUUCUUCCAGACGUAGAAGGCGAGGAGAUAGGGCGCUCGAUCAUGUGCACUGAAGCAGCCUGGAACUACGAGAUGAGUUUGUGUGGGCCGGGGCCGCAGAGGGACACGCUCAUGGGGGCGGAGUGGUGGCGGUAUUGCACCGAGGUCAUGGAUGGAGAGAGCGUAGUCCGACAGUAG